This is a messenger RNA of Castor canadensis (American beaver), 1202 nucleotides long. It is a transcript of the gene Wnt16, whose product is annotated as Wnt family member 16. Gene Ontology annotation, molecular function: frizzled binding; cytokine activity. Gene Ontology annotation, biological process: multicellular organism development; canonical Wnt signaling pathway; cell fate commitment. The record is from RefSeq and is a predicted model, not a curated record. Lineage: Eukaryota; Metazoa; Chordata; Mammalia; Rodentia; Castoridae. Gene Ontology annotation, cellular component: extracellular region.
GAGGAGUGGCCGGGGCUGGGGGACUCCAUGCGGGGGCCAUGGAUAGGGCGAGUCUCCUGGCACUGCCCCGCCUGUGCGCGCUGUGGGCAGCCCUGCUCGCGUUGUUCCCCUGCGGAGCCCAAGGAAACUGGAUGUGGUUGGGCAUCGCCUCCUUCGGGGUUCCGGAGAAGCUGGGCUGCGCCAACUUGCCACUGAACAGCCGCCAGAAGGAGCUGUGCAAGAGGAAACCGUACCUGCUGCCCAGCAUCCGCGAGGGCGCGCGGCUGGGCAUCCAGGAGUGCAGGAGUCAGUUCAGAUACGAAAGAUGGAACUGCAUGGUCGCCACCGCCACCGCCACCGUCACAGCUACCGCAGGCCCUUUCGGCACCAGCCCCCUCUUUGGCUACGAGCUAAACAGCGGCACUAAAGAGACAGCAUUUAUUUACGCUGUGAUGGCUGCAGGCCUGGUGCACUCUGUGACCAGGUCAUGUAGUGCGGGCAACAUGACAGAGUGUUCCUGCGACACCACCUUGCAGAAUGGUGGCUCAGCAAGUGAAGGCUGGCAUUGGGGGGGCUGCUCUGAUGAUGUCCAGUAUGGCAUGUGGUUCAGCAGAAAGUUCCUAGAUUUCCCUCUCAGAAACUCCACGGGAAAAGAAAACACAAUACUGCUAGCAAUGAAUCUACACAACAACGAGGCUGGGAGGCAGGCUGUUGCCAAGCUGAUGUCCGUAGACUGUCGCUGCCAUGGUGUUUCUGGCUCUUGUGCCGUGAAAACAUGCUGGAAAUCCAUGUCUUCUUUUGAAAAGAUUGGCCAUUUAUUAAAGGAUAAAUAUGAAAACAGUAUCCAAAUAUCAGACAAAGAAAAGAGGAAAAUGCGGAGGAGAGAAAAAGAUCAGAGGAAGAUUCCUAUCCACAAGGAUGACCUGCUGUAUGUGAAUAAGUCUCCCAACUACUGUGUGGAAGAUAAAAAACUGGGAAUCCCAGGAACACGAGGCAGAGAAUGCAACCGCACAUCAGAAGGUGCAGAUGGCUGUAACCUCCUCUGCUGCGGCCGAGGCUAUAACACCCACGUGGUCAGGCACGUGGAAAGAUGCGAGUGUAAGUUCAUCUGGUGCUGUUAUGUCCGCUGCAGGAGGUGUGAAAGCAUGACUGAUGUUCACACUUGUAAGUAACACCUCCUUCCAGCCUGGAGAAGACUCUAGCAAUAUCCUACAGAAUUGCAA